UUUUUAGGUUCUUGGACUUAAGAAUGAAUAUUGAAGAUAAGCUGGGAGGAUUGUUUCUCAAAUGUGGUAGCAUAGAGCAAAUGCAGUCAUCCAGGGAUAUGGUUGGAAUGGGUGCCUCAUCAGACCAGUCGGCCAUUUCUGGGGAACGACAGGGAGCAGUGCUUCAUGACCGAGGAAUGGCACACCAAGAAAUUCUUUCUGCAGACGAAGUCUUACAAGAAAGUGAGCUUCGACAACAAGAAAUGAUACCACAUGAUGAACUCAUGGUGCAUGAGGAGACAGUGAAGAAUGACGAUGAGAUGGAGACGCAAGACAGACUUCCUCAAGGGCUUCAGUAUGCGGUUAAUGUCCCUCAGAUAAGUGUAAAACAAGAAAUUACCUUUACUGAUGUAGCAGAAGAGCAAAAAAGGGACAAAAAACUACUACAAGAGGGGCUAGAUUUGCAAAAAAAGAAGAAAAGGAAACAGCGGUCACCAGCAAAGAUUCUUACAAUAAAUGAGGAUGGAUCACUGGGUCUGAAAACUACCAAAUCUCACAUUUGUGAGCAUUGCAAUGCUGCCUUUAGAACCAACUACCAUUUACAGAGGCAUGUCUUCAUUCAUACAGGUGAAAAACCCUUUCAGUGCAGUCAGUGCGACAUGCGUUUCAUACAGAAGUACCUGCUACAGAGACACGAGAAGAUUCACACUGGUGAAAAACCAUUUCGUUGUGAUGAAUGUGGUAUGAGAUUUAUACAGAAGUAUCACAUGGAAAGGCACAAGAGGACCCAUAGUGGAGAGAAGCCUUACCAGUGUGAAUAUUGCUUGCAGUUCUUCUCAAGGACUGACCGUGUGCUGAAACACAAACGUAUGUGCCAUGAAAACCGUGACAAGAAACCCAACAGAAGUGCCACCAAAGCUGGCCUUUUGACACCUGAUGAAGAUCAAGGCUUCCUUAUGCCUUUGAAAGAUAGCUCUUUGCCAAAGAAGAAGAGGCAAAAAAUGGAGAAAUCAAAGGCUUCAGUGCUGGACAAAGAAACUGGGACAGAUAAAUCUGAGCAUAAGAAAGAUAAGAAUGAUUUCUUGCCUUUGUAUGCUGCCAGUGCUAAGAUAAAGGAUGAAUAUAUGGUAGCUGAAUAUGCAGUCGAGCUACCACAUUCUUCUGUCAGUGGAGGACACUUGCAAGAAGCAGAUUCUGGAGAAAUACACUCACCUAAAUUGGUGCUCAAAAAAGUUAACAGUAAGAGAAAUCUAAAACAGUCACUAGAGCAGAGUCAGACCAUUUCAUCAUUAGCCUCUUACGAAGACAGCAAGGUUUCGAAGUAUGCCUUUGAUCUUGUGGAUAAACAAGGCCUGUUGGACUCCCAAGGCAAUGCUGACAUUGACCAAGUUGAUACUUUACAGGAAGGUCCGAGUAAACCUGUACAUAGCAGCACAAACUAUGACGAUGCGAUGCAGUUUUUAAAGAAAAGAAGGUAUCUCCAAGCAGCUAAUACUCAUAGCAGAGAGUAUGCCUUGAAUGUUGGCACCAUAGCUUCUCAGCCUUCAGUCACACAAGCUGCUGUCGCAAGUGUGAUAGAUGAAGGCAGCACAGCAUCCAUAUUGGAUACAGCAGGUUUGAAUGUGGAGAUUAAAAGUAACCAUGACAAAAAUGUCAUUCCAGAUGAGGUACUUCAAACUCUGUUAGACCAUUAUUCCCAUAAAGCAAAUGGCCAGCAUGAAAUAGCUUUCAACGUAGCUGAUGCUGAAGUGACCUCUAGUAUAUCAAUUAAUUCUUCUGAAGUAUCAGAAGUCACACAAACUGAGACUGUUGCAUCAAGCUCUCAAGCUUCCUCAUCUGAUAAAGCAAGUAUGUUACAGGAAUAUUCCAAGUUUCUUCAGCAAGCUUUGGACAGAACUAGCCAAAACGAUGCCUAUUUGAACAACCCAAGCCUUAAUUUUGUGAGUGACAACCAGACUCUUACAGGGCAACCAGCAUUUAUAGACAAACAGGUCUAUGCUUCUAUACCUGUCAACAGUUUUCGGUCAGGAAUGAACUCUCCAUUAAGAACAACUCCAGACAAGUCUCAUUUUGGACUUAUGGUUGGUGAUUCCCAGCACUCUUUUUCCUUUUCAGGUGAUGAGCCAAAUCAUUCUUCUUCUUCCUCUACCCAGGACUUCUUGGAUCAGGUGACUUCUCAGAAGAAAGCAGAGGCCCAGCCUGUUCAUCAAGCUUAUCAGAUAGGUUCCUUUGAACAGCCAUUCAGAGCUCAGUACCAUGGAACAAGAGCUGGAAUAUCAUCUCAGUUUAACACUGCUAAUGGACAAGUGAACCUGCGGGGACAAGGGACAAAUGCUGAAUUCCCAGAAUUCCCCUUGGUGAAUGUAAAUGAUGCUCGAGCUGGGAUGAACUCUUCACCAGAUGCCACAACAGGCCAGACAUUUGGCUAAAAGAAUCAGUAGAAAUAAGGUUGGCACUUUAGCACAGGUCUAUAAGAAAUAAGCGUGUUCUAUAGAAUCCUAUACACAUUUAAGGCCUUGUGUUAUAACAAAAAAAAAAAAAACGAGCUGGUACAGCAAGUAUUGCUAAUUUUUGUUUGUUAAUCACCAUUCUUUUUAAAUUGCCUUAGAUGUGAGCAUCCACUGAAAAGGCAGGUGGUUAUUUGCUUGUUUGAGAUCAGGAACUUGCUACAUUGAGAUAUAACAUAACAUGAAACAAACCAAAAAACAACAAAAUAAUCCCACAAAAGAUUUCUUUCCUGUCAUCAUUUUCUAGUUUGGUUAUCAUUGAAUAUUUUUGGGAGAAUGAUAAUUAUGAGAUCAUUCAUAUUGGAAUUUCCUUGUUAGUCUAGCCAUUGCACUUCAAUAGGGAAUGUGAAUAGACUGUGUAGACGAAAUAAACUUUAAAGUUUAAGUGUAGUGCAUUCUGGAAAACAGAUACCAUUCUGUCAUCUCUCUUAAAAAUAGUUCACAAGAUUCCUUUUGCCGUUUUCUUUGCAUUUCCUUUUACUACACCUUGAGAAAGGUGACAAUGCUUGCUAGACUCACUCCUCUAUUUAAAUGUCAGAUUUAGUUUUAAAAAUUUAAAGGCAAAAUACCUACUAUUAAUACUUCCUUAUUGAAGUAUUGUAAAUUUCUUCGUACGUGAACAUAACUUUUGUGACUUUCCUCUCCACCUGGCAGGUAUCAAGAUUGUUAGGUUUUAGUUAAAAUGGUUUGUAGUCUACAUUCCCAGUUUCACAAUGCUUAUAUAAAUGGUGAACUCCAAAGUUUAAAUGUGUUUCAUCCUACAGAUCUGCAAUAAUUAACAUUAGAGCACUUAGAUUAUUUUCAAUAUUUUUCUGCUUUUCUCAAAAAAAAUAAAUAAAACUAUUUUAGACUUUUA
Heteronotia binoei (common prickly gecko) is the source of this 3342-nucleotide messenger RNA. It is a transcript of the gene ZNF148, whose product is annotated as zinc finger protein 148. Gene Ontology annotation, biological process: regulation of transcription by RNA polymerase II. Bases 24 to 2408 code for a protein of 794 amino acids. NCBI's taxonomy places the organism in Eukaryota, Metazoa, Chordata, Lepidosauria, Squamata, Gekkonidae. Gene Ontology annotation, cellular component: nucleus. The transcript has 6 exons. The record is from RefSeq and is a predicted model, not a curated record. Gene Ontology annotation, molecular function: RNA polymerase II cis-regulatory region sequence-specific DNA binding; DNA-binding transcription factor activity, RNA polymerase II-specific.